This is a messenger RNA of Ramularia collo-cygni, 2142 nucleotides long. Its product is annotated as probable long-chain-fatty-acid-CoA ligase. Gene Ontology annotation, molecular function: long-chain fatty acid-CoA ligase activity. Lineage: Eukaryota; Fungi; Ascomycota; Dothideomycetes; Mycosphaerellales; Mycosphaerellaceae. The record is from RefSeq and is a predicted model, not a curated record. Gene Ontology annotation, biological process: long-chain fatty-acyl-CoA metabolic process; long-chain fatty acid metabolic process. The coding region runs from base 1 to 2142 and encodes 713 amino acids. The transcript is spliced from 2 exons. Gene Ontology annotation, cellular component: endoplasmic reticulum; plasma membrane; lipid droplet.
AUGGGCGACGUGAUGGCGCGGAAAGACCUCAAGUCGCUGGUCCCCCAGCCCAAAUACUACAAAAAGGGACCGUUUACCGUCGAGGUUCCCGGCGCGAAAAAGGUCGAGGGCGAGACGAUUCCCCGCCGCAACGUCAGAGUCAAGGAUGGCCUCAAAUCGACCCCGGAUCCAGAGGUCAAGACCGUGUUUGAUAUUCUCAAGCGAUCCAGCGCCAAAUAUGGCAACGCAAAGGCGCUCGGUAAGCGCAAGUUGAUCCAGCUACACACGGAGAACAAGAAGGUCAAGAAGACGGUCGACGGCAAGGAGACGGAGGUGGACAAGAAGUGGACAUACUACGAACUCAGCGACUACGAAUACAUGUCCUUUAGCGAGUACGAGCAGUUGGCCCUCAAUGUCGGCUGUGGCCUGCGCGCCCUGGGCAUGAAGGCGGAAGACCGAGUGCACUUGUUCGCCGCUACGCACCCUUACUGGCUGGCCGUCGCUCAUGGAGCUCAAUCGCAGAGCAUGCCCAUCGUCACCGCAUACGACACUCUUGGGGAGGAGGGAUUGAAGCAUUCCCUUUUGCAGACCCACGCCAAAGCAAUCUACCUCGACCCACACCUCCUCACCAAGCUGAUCAACCCGUUGAAGGAGGCCAAGGACAUUCAGCACGUYAUCUUCAACGAUGAUGAUUUCCCCACAAAGGUCAACGAUGCUGCUGCUACGGAGAGGGAUGUGAAGAAGCUGAAGGAAGCUCACCCGCACUUGACCGUCAUCAGCUUCUCCGAUUUCAUCAAGAAGGGUGAGGAGAACCGCGUGGGUCCAGUCCCACCUAAGCCCGAAGAUCUGGCUUGCAUCAUGUACACCUCGGGAUCUACCGGCACUCCCAAGGGUGUCUUGUUGACCCACAAGAAUGUCAUUGCUGCUGUUGCCGGUGUGGACAUUGUUGUCGGCGACUACCUCGGACCAGGCGACGGUCUCUUGACCUAUCUCCCCCUCGCGCACAUUCUCGAGUUCGUCUUUGAGAAUGCCUGCCUCUACUGGGGUGGUACCAUGGGUUACGGCAACCCCAAGACCAUUUCCGACGCCUCGAUGCGAAACUGUAAGGGUGACAUCGCAACCUUCAAGCCCACCAUUCUUGUUGGAGUCCCCGCCGUCUGGGAGACUGUCAAGAAGGGUGUGCAAGCUAAGGUGGCCAAGAUGAACCCAAUCGUCCGCAACAUGUUCUGGGGAGCCAUGACCGCCAAGUCAUUCAUGAUGGACAACUCCAACUUCCUCCCACUCGCCGGUCUUGGAACCAGCAUUGUGGACAAUGUCGUCUUCAAGAAGGUGGCCGAGGCUACCGGUGGCAGACUGCGAAUCUGCUUGAACGGUGGUGGUCCGGUCGCCAAGGAGACUCAGCGCUUCAUUUCCAUGUGCAUCGCUCCUAUGAUUUCCGGGUACGGUCUCACCGAGACAGGAGCCAUGGGCGCCAUCAUGGACCCUCUCUCAUGGACCGACAGCGCUCUGGGAGAAAUCCCCGGCUCGAUUGAGAUGAAGCUUGUGGAUUUCGCCGACGYAGGAUACUACUCCACCAACAAGCCUCCACAAGGAGAAAUCUGGAUCCGUGGUGACGCCGUCACUUCUGGCUACCUCGACCUCCCCAAGGAGAAUGAAGAGGCCUUCCAGGACGGCUGGUUCAAGACUGGAGACAUUGGUGAAUUCAACUCGAACGGUGAAUUGAGAAUUAUCGAUCGCAAGAAGAACUUGGUCAAGACGCUGAACGGAGAGUACAUUGCGCUUGAGAAGUUGGAGUCUGUGUACAGAUCUACGACUGUUGUGGGCAACAUUUGCGUGUAUGCGGCGCAGGACCAGAACAAGCCCAUUGCGAUUGUCGUCCCUGCGGAGCCUGCUUUGAAGCAGCUUGCAAAGGAUAACGGAGUUGAUGGAAAUGGAUUGGAGGAUCUGUGUCAUGAUAAGAAGGUCAACGAGGUUGUUUUGCAGGAGUUGCAGGCUGCAGGAAAGAAGGGUGGUCUUGCGCCUUUUGAGAUUGUGACUGGCGUCGUGCUUGCCGAUGAGGAGUGGACGCCGCACAAUGGUCUCACGACAUCUGCACAGAAGCUUCAGCGUAAAGCUAUCAUGGAGAAGUAUCAGAAGGACAUUGACACGGCGUAUGGAAAGUAG